AUGGUACGAUUGUGUGCCAUUGAAGAGAGUCUAUCUCGGUUCAGCGUCCGGGUGGAAAUAAAUGAAGCCGCACUCCUCAUAUUUGUAGAUGCCGCGGAGGCACUGCCACGACAAGGAACGAAUGAGAGGCUAUCUGGUGCAAAAGAAAGAUUCUUGCUUGAUUCAAGACCUGACUCUCAGUCUGUCAGGCAGACAUCUACGGGUAUUGCACGCUUUGGGCUCAUCAGGCGCUAA
Messenger RNA from Purpureocillium lilacinum, 234 nucleotides. NCBI's taxonomy places the organism in Eukaryota, Fungi, Ascomycota, Sordariomycetes, Hypocreales, Ophiocordycipitaceae. The record is from RefSeq and is a predicted model, not a curated record.